This is a messenger RNA of Penicillium brevicompactum, 1032 nucleotides long. RefSeq names its product Fe-S cluster-binding ATPase (gene nbp35). Gene Ontology annotation, biological process: iron-sulfur cluster assembly. Gene Ontology annotation, molecular function: ATP binding; 4 iron, 4 sulfur cluster binding; ATP-dependent FeS chaperone activity. Gene Ontology annotation, cellular component: cytosol. The record is from RefSeq and is a predicted model, not a curated record. The coding region runs from base 1 to 1032 and encodes 343 amino acids. Lineage: Eukaryota; Fungi; Ascomycota; Eurotiomycetes; Eurotiales; Aspergillaceae. The transcript has 2 exons.
AUGGCGCCCUUUGUGGAGGAACCCGCCGAGGAAUCUCGUGCAUUCUCAUCUAAGGUGGCGCCCAAUCUCGUGGCACCCGAACCAGAGCACUGCCCAGGUCCCGAAUCCGAGAAAGCUGGUCAAGGCGAUGCAUGCGCCGGCUGUCCCAAUCAACAAAUAUGCGCUACCGCGCCCAAAGGCCCGGACCCCGAUAUCCCAAUCAUCACAGAACGACUCUCCCAGAUAAGACACAAGAUCCUAGUCCUCUCCGGCAAAGGUGGAGUGGGCAAGUCGACAUUCUCAACUCUACUAUCUCACGGAUUCGCCGCAAACCCAGACUCCACCGUCGGUAUCAUGGACACGGAUAUCUGCGGCCCGUCAAUUCCCAAGAUGAUGGGCGUGGAGUCGGAGACGAUUCACGUUAGCAACGCUGGCUGGAGUCCCGUGUGGGUGACAGAUAACCUAGGCGCUAUGAGCGUGCAGUUCAUGCUGCCGAAUCGCGAUGACGCGGUCAUUUGGCGCGGACCCAAGAAGAAUGGUCUGAUUAAACAAUUCCUCAAGGAUGUGGACUGGGGCGAGCUGGAUUACCUUAUUGUGGAUACGCCACCCGGAACCUCCGAUGAGCACUUAUCCGUCAACUCUCUCCUGAAAGAGUCUGGUGUUGACGGUGCCGUGGUCGUGACCACUCCGCAGGAGGUUUCGUUGCUGGAUGUCCGCAAGGAGGUUGAUUUCUGUCGCAAGGCUGGUAUCAAGGUCCUGGGUCUGGUUGAGAAUAUGUCUGGCUUCGUGUGUCCGAGCUGUACCCAUGAGUCGCAGAUCUUCCGUGCAACAACCGGCGGUGGUCGUAGGCUUGCCAAGAAAAUGGGCAUUCCCUUCUUGGGUGCUGUGCCUUUGGAUCCCCGGGUCGGUAUGGCGUGUGACUUUGGAGAGAGCUUCGUGGAUAACUUCCCCGAUAGUCCGGCGUCGAAGGCUAUCAAGCGUGUCGUGCGGGCAGUGGGCCAAGCUGUUGGAGAGAACCCUGAUGAUGUUCUGCCCGAGGACUUGAUUGGUUGA